This is a messenger RNA of Neocloeon triangulifer, 2994 nucleotides long. It is a transcript of the gene lt, whose product is annotated as vacuolar protein sorting-associated protein 41 homolog. The transcript is spliced from 3 exons. Gene Ontology annotation, cellular component: late endosome; HOPS complex. Gene Ontology annotation, molecular function: protein binding. NCBI's taxonomy places the organism in Eukaryota, Metazoa, Arthropoda, Insecta, Ephemeroptera, Baetidae. Gene Ontology annotation, biological process: cellular response to starvation; vesicle-mediated transport; macroautophagy. The record is from RefSeq and is a predicted model, not a curated record. Bases 153 to 2735 code for a protein of 860 amino acids.
GCGCUCUCGACCACACCCCUCAACCUCAAAUUGAAAACAAAAAUUGUCGGACUGUCGAAAUUUGGCAGACAUCCUAUUUUAUACUAUUUUCCAAACCCGUAAUGAGGAAGGGACCCAAAUGAUACUAAUCGGAAAAGCUUUCUUCAGCGAAUAUGGAGAAGAAAAGUGGCCAAAUGCCGCCAGCAGAUGGUGAUUUUGGUGAUGAAGAGGAAAAAGACAGCUCAGAAGAAAUCGAACCGAAACUCAAGUAUGUUCGCAUCACCAAUGACCUGCAGAACAUCCUCUGCAAGGACGCUGCGAGCUGCAUUGCUGUGCACCCAAAAUUCAUUUGUAUAGGAAGCCACUGGGGCGCUUUGCACUUGUUUGACCACCAGGGCAACAGCGUCAGAUCUCAAGAUUUGCAAGCCCACACAGUCAUGGUGAACCAGAUCAGCAUAGACGAGCGCGGGGACCACAUAGCCAGCUGCUCGGACGACGGGAGAGUUUUCAUCAACGGACUUUACUCUCCAGAGAGCAGCCAGAGUCUUGUUUUGCACCGACUGAUCAAGUGUGUGGCCAUAGACCCCUAUUACUUCAAGAGCAGCACUGGGAGGAGGUUCAUCACAGGAGACGAAAGACUGAUGGUGCACGAAAAGGCAUUUCUCUCUAGACGGUCCACAAUCUUGGCCGAAGCUGAAGGGCAUGUGAACAACAUCAAAUGGUGCGGCCGAUUUGUCGCUUGGGCUUCGUCAGUUGGCCUGCGAGUCUAUGAUAUCGAGGCCAGGUGUUCUCUAGGUCUCAUUAAGUGGCCCAGAAGCCCCAAUUUGCAACUAGAGCGAUUCAGAUGCAAUUUAUUUUGGAAAGAUGUGCACACUCUAUUGGUCGGCUGGGUCGACUCAGUUAGGGUGUGUCUCGUUCGAAGAAGAAAUCCUGCCGAGGUGGCUGAAAACAAAGACCUUCCAGAUUUUAAAGUAGAGCAGAUUUUUAAUUUUCACACUGACUUUUAUCUAUGUGGAAUUGCGCCGUUGGACAACAACCUGGUUCUGCUGGGCUAUCCUAAAGAGCUGGAUGAGAAUGGGAAGGCGCAGCGACCUCAGCUGUAUGUGGUGGAGCCAAAGGACGGUGGAGACUUUGAUGAGUUGAGCACCGACUGCCUUUCGUUGCGAGGUUAUCAACAGUACACCUGCAACGAUUAUCAUUUAGACUGUCUCAUUGAGGAGAGCCGAUUUUUCAUCAUAAGCCCAAAGGACGUUGUUGUGGCCAGUCCGUAUGAUGCCGACGACAGAAUCCAGUGGCUCAUUGAGCACGAAAGAUACGAAGCUGCCAUGGAAGAAGUUGCAAACGCCGACAAAAAAGAACUGAGACGUCACACGCUGAUCGAUGUUGGACAUUCCUAUAUUGAGCACCUGUUGGCCAAAGGGCGCUACACUGAGGCAGCCCAGCUGUGUGUCAAGAUUCUUGGACAGGAUCAAAAACUCUGGGAGGAGGAGGUCUUUAAAUUUGCCAGGCACCAACAACUGAGAGCUCUAAGUCCAUAUUUGCCAAGAGGGCAAACUCAUGACUCAAUCAAACUGAAUCCCCACGUUUACGAGAUGGUUCUUUACGAGUACAUUAAGACAGAUCAUAGAGGGUUUCUCAAUCUGGUCAAGGAGCUACCACCCUCUCUCUACAACCUGCCAGCAAUAGUCAACGCUGUAAUGGAGCACUUGCUGCAAAAUCGGCCCCAUGAAAGAAAAGACGAAAUGCAAGAAUUACUGGAAGCCUUGGCCAUUCUGUAUCUUCACCAGCAAAAAUUCAGCAAAGCCUUUUGCAUGCUAGUCAAGUUCAAGAAUCCAGAAGUUUUCUCCCUAAUUAAGCAGCACAAGCACUACGACUGCCUGCUCGACAUAGCAGUGCAGUUGAUGGAACUUGAUGCUUCGAAGGCAACUGCCCUCUUUCUAGAGCAAAAUAAAGUGCCACCUUCAAAGAUAGUCUCUGCCAUAGAACACAACAAGUAUUUGCUAUUUCUCUAUUUGGACGCAUUGGAGAGGCGAGACGGCAAGAGUGCCGGGAAAGAAUUCCAACACUUGCUGGUUGAAUUGUAUGCAGAAUACGCAAAAGACAGGCUACUUUCAUUUUUACGCCAUGGUGACCAGUACCCCAUUGAGACUGCUCUAGAAAUAUGCCAAAAACGGAAAUUUUAUCCUGAAAUGGUGUACCUGCUGGGCAGGAUUGGCAAGACCAGAGAGGCACUCACACUGAUAGUCAAAGAGCUGCAAGAUAUCAAGCAGGCAGUGGAAUUCUGCAAAGAGCAUGAUGACCCUGAGUUGUGGGAAGAGAUGAUUGCCUCGACUGUUCACCGACCCGAUUUUGCCACGUACUUGUUGCAGAAAAUCGGCACGUACAUUGACCCGCAAAUGCUUAUCAAGCGAAUUGAAAAUGGCUGUGUGAUCGAGGGUCUUAAGAAUUCUCUGGUGAAGCUGCUGUGUGAUUAUCAAUUACAAGUUUCUGUCCAAGAGGGGUGCAAAAAAAUACUUGUCUCUGACUACUUCAAUCUGCACAAGAGGCAAGUCGCUUUACAAAUGAGGGGGGUUGCUAUUCAUGAGGACAGUCUUUGCGGAGUGUGCUCGAGGCCAUGUGUUGUAAAAAAUCCCUGCCACAAUGACGGUCUUAUCGUUUUCUACUGCCGCCAUAGUUUUCACGAACAAUGUCUGUCUGCAAGCGCUAUGAUCAGUUGCGUGGUGUGUCAACCUACGCGCAGAGUUCCAAGGCCUUAGUUGUGCUACGCUUAAUUGUAUUUUUUACUUCUGAGAGAAAAUGAAAUUUAUUAAUUAUAUAUGUAAUCUUUAUCGACAUAUAUGCAAAAUGCAAAUACAUAUAAACAACCUUGAAAUACAAAUUGUUUAUAAACUUAUCAAUGCUCAUUUUUGUAUUUAAUAACUCAAACAAUAAUUGCAUUGUUCACAAAAGUGUGUACUAAAGGAAUAAAAGAAAAUGUAAGUGAUAAAUCAAGUAAUCAAACAAACGUGUAUUAUU